AAAAUAAACAGCUGGGUUUGUUUACUUCUAUGGAUUUGAAGUCGAUCAGCUGUUGCAGGGCCGGUGUUCACAUUUACCAAAUUUUAUAAAAAUUUAAAUUAAAAAUGACCGUAAAUUUCGUAAUUCGUGCAUAUACCAAAGGAAAAACGCUCCAUCAUCUAUAUAAGCAGGCCCACUUCAGAAAUGUAUACACGACCUGCAGCAGCUCGACAAAACUUGCGCAAUCAUAUAUAACAAAUCCAACGUUUUCUAGUGUAAACUAUGCUACAAAUGCUUCAGCCAACAAAACUACCGAAUGGACAACUAUAUAUCGCCUGCCACUUAUUCGUCUUGCUGCUGGUUUUCAACGUCUAAAAAUCUAUCAAGGUUUAUUUACAACAAUUGCGUUGCCAAUUAGCUUUGGACUGUCACAAGUAGGACAUAUUUCACCCAGUUCAGUUGCUAUUGUUGGAUCCAUAGGAGUCUCAGGACUUGUGACAUUAUCGCUAUUUAGUUUGCUUAUACGCAAUUUGAUUGGUUUCAUUUAUAUCAAUAAUGAGCUUGACAAGGUGAAAGUGGCUUACGUGGAUUUCUGGGGCAAGCGUUGUGAAUCCAUUAUUGACAUUAAUGAUUUGGAUGUUGAUUGGUCGAAAGCGCGUCCCACGGCCUUUAAUAUCUAUCAGAAAAUUCGUUUGUAUAGUGACAAAAAUCAGAUGUAUAAAUUAAUGCUAAACUACGGCGUUAUUGUUGAGCCGCAAACUUUUACGGGUAUUUUUGGCGAGUGAAGUUACGUUAUGAAAUUAUAAUUAGGGCAAACAAAUUGUUAAAACCAUAGUAGCAUUUUACAUUUUUUCUAUGUAAUAUAAUUUAUUUAAGAAUGUCAUUAAAGAAAUGUAUAAUGUGUUAUAGUCAUUAUUUAAUAUCCAUUCAAGAAAACAACAGAAAUGGAAAUGGUGGUUGUACUCAAUAAUAAUGGGUUUCAAAUAGCUACGCACACUUACAAUCGAAGUAGUUAGUGUCAUAUUUUUCAUUGAUGUCGUCAUAUGUUUAGCAUCAAAUUUUGGUUUCAUUAAAUGGAAAGUUGUCUGAGGGUUAACCGUGCUUACUAGAUGUUACCCACAGAGCUUUUGAAAUUGUUUUUGAUUAUAAACAGCAUCGACUCACCUACUUCGUAAUUAAAUCAACGGUGAUCUUACCAACCUGCCAUGGAUGUCCGUUCUUGGUUGCUCCCAUUGAACCCUAGUAAACCAAAAGUUACAAGAGCACUUUCAAAGAAAAUUGAUUUCCGAUACCCUUCGGUGUAAUUCCAAGUACCUCAGUGGAGCUAAUUAUGGAUGGCUUAUGUAAUUUUUGUUAUUCGACCACUAGAUAUUGUUAAACUUCCUUUUUCUCUCUAUGUAACUAUCAGCUCUUUAUUAACAGAAUUUUACCUUCCUGAAUGAAGUAUAUAUAUUUAUAUACAUAUGUGUAUAAUGCAAAUAAAAAUCAUUCUCAAGUUU
Ceratitis capitata (Mediterranean fruit fly) is the source of this 1478-nucleotide messenger RNA. Its product is annotated as transmembrane protein 186. Bases 105 to 764 code for a protein of 219 amino acids. The record is from RefSeq and is a predicted model, not a curated record. The transcript has 3 exons. Lineage: Eukaryota; Metazoa; Arthropoda; Insecta; Diptera; Tephritidae. Gene Ontology annotation, cellular component: mitochondrion.